GCAGCCCUUUUUAUGUUUUAAUUGAAACUUCGGGCUCCGACUCCACCCAUGAUGAAGAAAAAUUGAACAACUUCCUAGAAGAGGCCAUGACUUCUGGUUUGGUCAGUGAUGGAACUGUGGCAACAGAUGAUAAGAAAAUAAAGAUGCUAUGGAGCCUGCGGGAAAGGAUCACAGAGGCCCUCACUCACGAUGGCUACGUCUACAAAUAUGACAUCUCUCUCCCUGUGGGAAAGCUCUAUGAUCUCGUGACUGACACGAGGGCUCGGCUGGGCCGGAGUGCCAAAAACGUGGUGGGCUACGGCCACUUGGGAGACGGAAACUUGCACUUGAACAUCACGGCAGAGUCCUACAGCCAUUCCCUGCUGGAUGCCAUUGAGCCGUUUGUGUACGAGUGGACUGCGAGAUGCAACGGCAGUAUCAGUGCAGAGCACGGACUGGGCUUCAAGAAAAAGCAGUUCAUUCAGUACAGCAAACCCCAUGAGGCAGUGUGUCUAAUGCAGCGUUUCAAAGCCAUGCUAGACCCCAAAGGGAUCCUCAAUCCGUACAAGACGCUGCCUGCCGGCUCCUGA
Pterocles gutturalis (yellow-throated sandgrouse) is the source of this 569-nucleotide messenger RNA. Its product is annotated as D-2-hydroxyglutarate dehydrogenase, mitochondrial-like. The record is from RefSeq and is a predicted model, not a curated record. The annotation marks the transcript as partial. Gene Ontology annotation, cellular component: mitochondrion. Gene Ontology annotation, molecular function: flavin adenine dinucleotide binding; catalytic activity. The transcript is spliced from 3 exons. NCBI's taxonomy places the organism in Eukaryota, Metazoa, Chordata, Aves, Pterocliformes, Pteroclidae.